Molecule: messenger RNA, 1927 nt
Organism: Sabethes cyaneus
Lineage: Eukaryota; Metazoa; Arthropoda; Insecta; Diptera; Culicidae
Product: PAT complex subunit CCDC47
Exons: 4
Coding region: 296-1735 (479 amino acids)
Biological process (GO): endoplasmic reticulum calcium ion homeostasis
Cellular component (GO): endoplasmic reticulum
Molecular function (GO): calcium ion binding
Source: RefSeq, a predicted model, not a curated record
GAUCACAGUGAUUAGUGAUUACUGAUUAACGAGUGGUUAUUAAAUUUGUAGUACCUACCUAUUACGAUUUUGCAAUAUCACCUAGUUUUUAUGGUUGAAUUAAAAAGAUAAUUACAAAGCCGAAGUAGUUUUACAUUGGAAUACAUUAAUCAUUAAUGCUCAAAUGUGCAUUUAACUACAAAAAUAAAUACUCCAAAAAAGGAAAAAUCUGGACUUGUGGUCUGGUCUUAAUUUUAUUUUACUACAGUGAGGCAGCACAGCUCAUGAGAACUGCGGAUUUUCUCGGAUUUUAAUUAUGAGGUUAAAAUUUAUUCUGGCUUUGGCAUUUCUAUGCCUGAUGCCAAGCUUACAAGUUCUCGCUGAUAAUUUUGAAGAUAAUGAUUUUGCCGAAUUUGAAGAUUUUGAUGAUGAAGAAUUCAUUGUUGGUAAUGUAGCCAGUACCCAGCAGCCCGAGAUAAUUGCUGCUGAUACUGCAAAAUCUAAUGGAAAUGUGAAAAAGAGUGAUAGUGACUUUGCUGAAAUUGACAACAACGACGAGGACGAAGCUGUAGUUGAAGACGAAGAGAAUGAAUUCGAGCAUUUUCAGGAUGAAGAAGAAUUUGAGGGAUUUCACGGAACGACAAAUGAAGCCGAUGACAUCAAACACGGAGAUCCGAAAAAGACUGAGCCAAAGUUAACGAUGGCUAAGGUUCCCAUGCAUUUUCGGACUCACUGGGAUUCAUAUUGGAUGGAAAUGUUAAUGCUGGCUGGUCUUAUGGCUUACUUUGCCAACUAUUUAUAUGGAAACAAGAAGAAUUCGUCUAUUGCAAGUUUGUGGCUAUCCACACACAAAAGUCUUCUUGAAGAUAAUUUUGUUCUUGUGGGAGACGAUGGUAAGAAGGAGACUGAAGGAUCCACCUUAAGCUUUAUAAAAGAAAGCGAAAGUGUGUAUACGCUUUGGUGCAGUGGCCGAACCUGCUGCGAGGGAAUGCUAGUUGAAUUGAAAAUGAUCAAACGGCAAGAUUUAGUGUCGUUAAUUGCUGGUAUAAUGAAGCCUGUUAACGAUCAGCUGCAUAUAAAAGUGGAAAUGUCUCCGGACUCAAUGGACAACUUUGUUUUCUGUGUUGCCAAUAAAAAGCAAGCUGCUAAAAUGGGCAAAGAAAUGAACGAUUUGAGCAAGUUUUGCACUCUAGUCAACAAAACUGAGGAAAAAUACAAUAUUCCCGGUUAUUCAUUGUUAUCGGAGAUUGCGGAAGCAUCAUCUAGCAUAUUAGACAGCAGACUGAUAGCAGCAUUAAAUAAGUAUUCACAUCUUAUAGAAUAUAUUUACGCAUCGGAUCAAUAUAGUGGUCCAGUCCAGCAAGAAGAUCCAAACACUCUCAAGCAACCCGAGGUUAAACGCAUUUUACAUUGUGGUUUUAAUAUACCUCCUAAGAUCGAAAUGGAAGAGUUGAAGCCUUUGUUGGUGCUAGUACUUUAUUUGAUGGAACGCAUAAGACGCUUCCGUUUGUCAAAAGAAGGUAAAGCAAAGUCUGAUAAAAAUCGAGCUCGUGUGGAGGAAGAAUUUAUGAAAAAUACCCAUGCAGCACGUGCUGAAGCGGCAGCUCAACGACGAGAGGAGAAGCGCAAGGCGGAAAAAGAGAAAAUUUUAGCUAAUGAUGAUCCAGAGAAGCAAAGACGUUGGGAAGAGAAAGAAAGAAAGCGCCUCGAGAAAAAACGUCCCAAAAUGAAGCAACUUUCAAUUAAAGCCUUGUAAAACACAGGCAACUUGAUAGUCAUGGAUUAAAAUUCAAAGAAAAAGCAACUUCCGACUCAACAAUUUUGUGAAUAAUGUAACACCCACAAGUAGCAACGAUGGUUUGCUAGAUUAGAUGUAGUUGAUAGCAGUUUUCUAUAAAAGCAAAACCAAAUUCUAAUAGUUCGUUGACGGAAUAAAGCGGUAUAUGAG